This is a messenger RNA of Schizosaccharomyces japonicus yFS275, 3776 nucleotides long. RefSeq names its product gamma tubulin complex subunit Alp16. NCBI's taxonomy places the organism in Eukaryota, Fungi, Ascomycota, Schizosaccharomycetes, Schizosaccharomycetales, Schizosaccharomycetaceae. The record is from RefSeq and is a predicted model, not a curated record. Gene Ontology annotation, biological process: microtubule nucleation. The coding region runs from base 410 to 2560 and encodes 716 amino acids. The transcript is spliced from 2 exons. Gene Ontology annotation, cellular component: gamma-tubulin complex.
GCUUAAUUGAAAGAUAUGAACGGAUCGGCGUAACAACAAAACAGAAAACUCGUAUAGGCUGAGUUGCGAUAUUUGCUUAACCCGCAAAGGGUCCAAACCCUGACAGGAACGUGCUUUGCUUUCCUCUUUCUUAAGUUUCUCGUUUCGUGUUCAUUUUUUCCCUCGAAUAUCAAUUCUCGUUCCUAUAUUCAUUAGUAAGGUGCUGCUCGUUUAUUCUUCAUGAACCGAUAAAACUCCCGAGUGUUACACUUCAGUCACCUCUAAGUUCUCCUUUACUACAAUUGUUGCGUCUUUAUCGCGCAAAUUUUCUUUACUGUUGAUUACAUACAAUUCAUCGGAAAGUUUAUAGCAUCACAACCUGGUCUUUGAUUAUACACCAUUAACGAUUUCGUAUACAUUUUUACGAGUCAUGAAACGAAAGUUUGAGAUUCGACCUUGCGUUCCGGGAACGGUUUUGGCAGAACAUUUAAAAACCACAAUCCCAAAGGACUUGGUGACACCCCUAUACAAAAGCUUUGAAAUAACAACACACGUAUCUGGGACAGUUAUUGCAGUUGAUUCUGCCGAUUCUUCCUAUUUAAAGAAAGAUGCUCUAGCAAUCGGCAUUUCUCGCGCGAAGCAGCAAAAGGGUCAACACAGUAAACUCAUACCGGUUCAUCUUCAUGAAACCCCUUGCGGCCCGGCUGGUCACUUUCUUCGUCCAGAAGAGGACAAAUUUCUUCACGAAGAAGAAUCGUUCAUUAAUACUGGAGACACCGUUACGAGUGUUCCCUCAAGCAUUCUAUUUACAUCCUCCUCGCCAGAGGCGGAACUAUUUGACGCUCUGGCGCAAAAACUUUAUGAACUACAGCCCGGUAACAAAUACAUUCGUUUACUACUAUUUUUUGUUAAAAAGGCAUUGCUUUUACUCAUUCAAGGAUAUGAGAGUGAUUUUUUCCGAUGGGACCCAAAUCGUGAAUCGUUUUAUUCACACCCUUUUUGUACAAGUGGAUUUACUGUUUCCUCAUUUAUGGGCAUAUGUCAUGAAUGUAUAGACUGUGGUUCACUUGUUAAGAAAUCACAGGCUGCGUUAAGUACUCAACGAGUUCAAAGUUCCACGAUUGCUUCCGCCUUCCAAGCUUUCAUCCUUGAAGCAAUUUUUCAGUACAAACGAGACGUCCUUUCAUUAAAUCUGGGAGCUGACGGCGAGUUCUACACUCUCUGUCUGUCUAUUUUUUUACAGCAGCAUAAACCUUUUAUUCAAUUUCUCUCGUAUUCUUUAACAGCAGAUUUCUCCUCUUCAAGCACUUCCUUCUUAGAAUUUGUGUAUGAUUACGCGUCUGCCACUGAAAACAGCGAUAAUUAUUAUGUUGGCUUACAGUGCUUUCAGUUUUGUUUUCAGUUUUUUGUUAAACAGGUCCGAAGAAUACUACACAAUGAACACGACGACGAAAUUGACUUGCCGCCUUUUCUGAAGCCUUACAACGAAACGUUGCGGAAUGUAAUUCAGUGUGUACGGUUUAUGAAAAGGAUAUCAGUUCAACAAGAUUUGCCCGACUUCCCCAAAUGUCAGUAUCCUAUAUUCUUUGACGAUUUAAGACAAACAGGUCAUAACAAUUCUAAUGAGAACGGAACGUCAACACAUCCGUCUACAUUUACUUCUUCAAUCCCACAAAUCUCUCACCAUCCUACUUUAAAUUUCGACGAUCUUGUACACAAAAUUGACAGCAUUCAUGUACAGGACAGGACGACCAUAGGAAGUUGUCGUGUCAACCUGCAGUACCCAUCAGCAGAUCUCUGCCCGCUUUCGUUUUGCCUUCUAUACGGAUUCGCUCUUCCCCUGCAGCAAUAUUCGGACACACUCUCUAUGGUUUUGCUGAACACUUUAGAUACCCAAUCUAGCAUUUCAAACAACAUCCUCCUGUUUGAGUCUAUUGCCCUGUUCUCUGACGAAGUGUUCUAUGGUGAUGUCUGUGCAGUUUGUCGAGACACUUUGCUCCCUCACAAUGUCUCAUCUUCCGACUUACAAUUUCAACUGGCAAUGUCGUUACAGACAGCUAUUAACAACUCUAUUGAUAGAAUCAUGAACGAAAACGCGGCACACAAACUCGUCUCUCUACUUAUCACGACUACGGAAGAAAACGUUAUUGAAGAUUCACCCUGCUCCUCUAUAAAACUAGUUGUUCGUGUGAAAAGCCCAAUCAGUACUCUCUUAUCGCCCAAAUGCAUCCGCCUGUGUGAGGAGCUGUUCUCAACGAUUCUCAUACUCAUCUUCAACGACAUUCGGACCAGUCUGCAGGUACAAGAGAAAAAGCAACUUCUCCAUGCAGCCCGAUGUGAACGUAUGGAGACGGUCAAGUCCUGGAUGCAACUGCAUGAAUGCCGCAUUGUGAAGGAACAGCUGCUUCAUUCACUCAUCCCUGAGGCGUUGGCACGCAUUCAUGAACUGCUUAAGGGACACAUCCGACAACGACGAUUCGACACUCUUCAGCUUGAAAAGCAGACAGUUCUGGAAAGGAUAUCCAGUGGAAUUCAAGAAACAAUCUCUCAGCUAUACAACACCGCACAUAAUAUACGAUGAAGCAUCCCCACAUUAAAAACAAACACUUGCUCCGUCGAGACUAUCCUCCGUUCCCUGUCCACAACUUAAAGAAUAGUACGAGUCAUGUAAUCAAAUUGCAUUGAUAAAAUAGUAAAGAACGAUGCUCUUGCGUGGAAGUUGGUGCCGUCAGUGGUCGACCAUAACCGCCGUAACGAACGCCGUUACUAAGAAUGCACGCUAUAACGUAAGAAAAUGCAGAUAGCUCAGAGCACAAUCCAUAACGCACGUCGCGCAGAGGGAAGAAAAUGCAUGGUGAACAGAAAAGACACAGAAAGAGCGUAACACCGUCCCGAUGUCAUGCAUUCGGUCAGACGGUAAAGAGGUAAAGAAACAAGCUAGUAACCAAAAUGAAGCAAAGGGUGGUGUCUAAACUACUUACCACAAAGCACGAGAGGCCAUAUCCUUAACGGCAGUCUCAUUCAAACGAGUAGCAGAGCGGCUGCUGUUGGUGUAAACACAAACACCUUGUCCUCUGUAACCAACAUUACGGCAUUCAGCACCGCCGAAAGAAGUACGAAGAGCAGAGUUGCAGUUAACGGGGUAUUGAGUACCGUUGAAGCAAGUGUUGACAAGGAAGGGGUAUUCGCUGUUGCAAAGAGUUUGGUUGCAGCUCCAUUCAGUCAGAGAGCUGCGGCUGAUGUAAACAGACUUGGAGGGAAUGACGUUGGUGAACUCCAAAGAAACUUGCUUCAAGGGAGAACCGCGAGUGACAAGAGUAGUGGCAUUCUCAAAGUUAGAGGCGUUAGCCUUCGUGGUGAAGUUGGAGGAACCGGUAACACAAAGACCACGGGUCAAACCGUAAGUGUUAGAGGUCUCAACACAGGCAGAACCAACACCGUAGGGGUAACCAAGAAUGGUAGGACAGUUCAGCAACACAGUACUGUGGUUGGUACAGAUGGCAAUGACAUCGGGGGAGACACACAAAUUGGCACCAUUGGUGUGACAGAAAGUACCCUCAGAAAUGUUGUAGUAGGCAGUGCUCUUGACAGUCUUAACACUAGUAACAAGAGAGUUGGUCAUUCUCUUCUCCUUCUUGCCGAAAACCCAAGAGAGAUCACGGAUGGAGAGAGCAGACACAGUGCUCAUGAAGAGGAAGAUAGUGGCGAAGAAACGCAUUGUGUUCUAGUGAUUGUCGUAAAAAUGAAACACGGGACAAAAAAUUCUAUGACCGAAACACGGAUUUUGAGUACUUCGU